AUGCCGCCCGAUAUUUUAACUAUCAAGGAUUCGACCAGAGGGUAUUUUGACUACAGAGUAAAUGAUCAAGGGAGUUCUGUUUUUGUGUGGAUGGACAGUAAACCUGUUUACCUUGCUUCAAACUGCCAUGGGAAUGAAGAAACAAAAGUGAAGCGAGUCGUGAAGAAAGAUGGGACAAGAGCUGAGGUUCCUUGCCCUACUGUGGUAUUUGACUAUAAUAAAGGAAUGGGAGGUGUAGACCUUGCUGACAGGUACCGUGCGUUAUACUGUGUAGACAGAAAAUCUCGAAAGUGGUGGCACCGAUUGUUUUUUUGGAUGUUAGACAUAGCAUUUGUUAACGCCUUUGUUAUCUAUUGCCAGCUUUUUGAAAAAGUCUCUGUGUUAGAAUUCCGACGAAGUCUCAGUUUGGGCCUCCUGACAUACAGCCCCAAUAACAGAGGUGGAUCUAAACGUAACAGUGCAGGUAGCCCAAGACAACAAACUGCAGCUGCCCCGAAGAAAAGGAAAACCUUGGAAUACUCAGUGUCCAAAGAAGUUCGCUUGGGAAACCGAGGCAUUCACUGGCCUAAGUUUUAUGAUACGAGAGGACGCUGCGAGGUUUGCUCCAAGGAAAAGAUAGAAUCCAGGCCUUACAGCAAGUGCGACCACUGCAAUGUUUUCUUGUGCUGCAAUGACAAAAAGAACUGUUUUUUCCGCUAUCACCAUGACCAAUAG
This is a messenger RNA of Homalodisca vitripennis (glassy-winged sharpshooter), 714 nucleotides long. RefSeq names its product piggyBac transposable element-derived protein 3-like. The transcript has a single exon. The coding region runs from base 1 to 714 and encodes 237 amino acids. The record is from RefSeq and is a predicted model, not a curated record. Lineage: Eukaryota; Metazoa; Arthropoda; Insecta; Hemiptera; Cicadellidae.